AACACCUCUGCAUCUCGCCUGUGCAAAUGGCCAUGUUGAUGUGGUCACAUAUCUAGUAGAAAACAAGUGUCAGCUGAAUCUUCUGGACAGUGAUAAGAGAUCACCACUGAUGAAGGCAGUACAGUGCCAGCAGGAGGAAUGUGUGGCGAUUCUCCUAGAGCACGGUGCCGACCCGAAUCUGGCAGAUGCUGACGGCAACACUGCACUUCACUUUGCUGUCAGAUCUCCUAGUAUUUCUGUAGCAGGGUUGUUACUUAAGCAUAAGGCCAGUAUUGAUGCCCAGAAUAAGGAGGGAUGUACUCCACUUAGUCUUGCUGUCUCUGAACAUCAUGAAGAGAUAGUAGAAUUUCUUCUUAAAAAAGGAGCUAAUGUGCAUGCUCGAGAUCAGUGUGAAAG
This is a messenger RNA of Merops nubicus (carmine bee-eater), 396 nucleotides long. Its product is annotated as ankyrin repeat domain-containing protein 7. The record is from RefSeq and is a predicted model, not a curated record. NCBI's taxonomy places the organism in Eukaryota, Metazoa, Chordata, Aves, Coraciiformes, Meropidae. The annotation marks the transcript as partial. The transcript has 3 exons. Gene Ontology annotation, molecular function: protein binding.